Rhineura floridana is the source of this 649-nucleotide messenger RNA. RefSeq names its product FXYD domain-containing ion transport regulator 3-like. The transcript has 8 exons. The record is from RefSeq and is a predicted model, not a curated record. The coding region runs from base 200 to 463 and encodes 87 amino acids. Gene Ontology annotation, cellular component: membrane. Gene Ontology annotation, biological process: regulation of sodium ion transmembrane transporter activity. Gene Ontology annotation, molecular function: sodium channel regulator activity. NCBI's taxonomy places the organism in Eukaryota, Metazoa, Chordata, Lepidosauria, Squamata, Rhineuridae.
GGGAGAGGAGCCCUUCCCUUCCCUUCGGCAGCCAAACCUGUUCCUCACCUGCCCGCGCUGGCUUGGGUGUGGUCUGCGCUCAGUUCUAUUUAGUCGAGAGGAGGGGCGUCCCCCGUCUCAGGUUUUUCCGGGUCGGGUUGGCUUGCCUGCAUUUUAUCCUUUCUGGGGACGGGAGCUGCACCUCUCACUACACACCAGUAUGAAGUUCACUGCCACCGAGAUCCUACUGCUUCUAGUGGCUGCAUUCCCUGUCCUGGAGGCCAAUGAUCCUACAGAUCCAAACAGCCCCUUCUAUUAUGACUGGCACUCACUCCGUGUUGGUGGCUUGGUCUGUGCUGGUAUUCUCUGUUUUCUUGGAAUUGUUAUCCUACUGAGUGGAAAGUGCAAAUGCAAACCAAAGAGAAAAAGCAGCCUCAACAUGGUGCCAAAACGUCCCCUUGCAGGAGAAACCAGUGAAUGCUGAGGGAAGAUAAUGGCUGCUCUCAAUAACAUAUCGCCAGCCUUGCUUUGAGUAAAAGAAAUGACUCCCUUCUCAACUGGUGGCGAUAGGCCGAUUCUUUUAAUACUGUUUUGGGCCCUUACACCUGUUUCCUGUUUGUUUGUUUUUUUAAAUAUAGAUAUAUAAUAAAAUGUUGUUGUUUUUCUGAAA